CACUGCCGUCGUGUGAUGAGCUGCGGGACGACUGGGUGGACAAGGAGGAGAGCAGCAAACAGGCAGAGCAGACGCCGUCCUCAGAUCACCCCGACCGCCAACACCCCUACCGGACAGUGGACAGUGGACACCAGCAUCCCCAUUGCAGCUCCAAAGAAUGGAGGAACGCAAUGGCGCUCCACGUGAUCGCAUCCUUCAAACAGGCGGCAGAGAUCCAGACGCCCUUGUUGGCCAAGCAGGAGAGAUGGCACUGCAUGCGGUUGUCCCGCCCACCAUUGGGACCAAGGGUUUCUUCCUGAUGAUGGAACUGCCCUCUGAGCUUCGUCUGGAGAUAUACCGUUAUCUCCUUGUUUGCCCUGAGCCCAUCAUUAUUGAUUCCCUCAGGAGAGGGCCUUCUUCUACACCAACCUUAUAUGAUAAUCCCCCCCACCCUUCAGUAGCUAUCCUACAUACCUGCAAAACCAUAAAUGCAGAAGGAACUCCCAUCCUCUACUCGCAGAACCAAUUCAUCAUCUGCCUAUCAAUGGAGCCCGGCCCCUCUCUCUCCCUAGCCAAUUCCUCCAUCAUACGCUCCCUCCGCUGGUCCACCCUCUCCUACCUAACCUCCAUCUCAUUCGUCAGCAACACCAACAGCAACAGCAGUUCAGUAUCAGACCAGGACCCCACGCCCCGCAUCGUGGGGCCCCGCUCCCGGCCAUCCUUCACCUGCACCGGCGCCGAUAUCCUCGCUCGUUUCGCGAGCUCCGACUUCAGGUAUUCUCCAGCAGGACCGGAUCAGUACAUGGCACUGAGCAUUUCCAACUGGGUGUCCAUGCAGGUCAUGAGAGCGGAGUUGAGUGCCUUCCAGAGAGAUUUGGAGGCGAUGAUGAGGCCGAGCGAUGCGCUACUUGGCCUAUUUCCCGAUGACCCGGUGUCUUGAUGGUUUGAGGGGUGCGUGCAAGUUUAUGAGCUGCGAGGAGGUUGCUGGCCUAAUUUUGUGUCAGUGAUUGAGAACGAGGGACGCACGGGAGCAGAGGGCUUGUAGGUUUUUCCAAUUGAGAUGCUCAGCAGGAGGAGAUCAUGACUAGGCAUGAGGAUAUAUGUACGAAAUGGAGUUUUGCCAUACGUCGGUCACGGUGUUAGCUAAAUAGACG
Messenger RNA from Amorphotheca resinae ATCC 22711, 1133 nucleotides. RefSeq lists its product as hypothetical. The transcript is spliced from 3 exons. NCBI's taxonomy places the organism in Eukaryota, Fungi, Ascomycota, Leotiomycetes, Helotiales, Amorphothecaceae. Bases 158 to 919 code for a protein of 253 amino acids. The record is from RefSeq and is a predicted model, not a curated record.